AUGAUACUCAUGAGACUGUAAUUUCAACGAAGAUGUCUCAGACAGCUACCAAGAUUUCUCUUCGAGAACGUAAGAUGAGAAAUUGAACUAUCUGAGCGCAGGGAUCAGUGCCAUGCAGGUCCGUCUAGAUGGGAAGCUGGCGUUGCUGUAUACUCUAUUGGUCUUGCAAGUUCUGAUUGUUAUGAUCUAUGUCGCCACAACUCCGCCGCCCGAGCUAGCUGCAUCUACGACUCGUGCAUCCGUCAGUUUCGUCAAGUUUGAGGCAUCGCAGGAACUGCACGUAAAUCAGGGCAAUCGUAAGAAGUCGUCAAUCUAUCAGACAAUCAAUGGGGAGGUAGCGUUGAAAGAUGUCAAGACGUUUAGGCUGUUUGAAGUAUACAAUCAUACCGUAUGCUGGAAAUAUGGAGUGGACCAGCGUAAAAUGAAAAGCAAUGAGCAUUUGGAAAGAUGUAUCUGCAAUCAAGGAUGGCAUGGCUUGGAUUGCGGACAACCAGAAGUCGUGUGGAGGGCAAUCAUGGCGUCGAAGCAGAACGUUAGCCUGAAACGUCGCAAAACUGCCAGGCACAUUAUUCACACCUUUUUUAUAAGCGACUACAACUCGGCGAUCGCUGAGGUGAUAGUGGAGGAACUUUACAACGUGGUGGACCUUUUUGUAAUUUGUGAUUUCAAUAACGCGGAGGAUAAUUUCCGGCACAAACUGUCCAAAGGACUGUUACAGCGAGAGCAAAAGAAGAUUCUGUACAUCAACGUGGCAACCAAGUCCCACAAACCAUCCCGGACAGUAUCGAGAUAUGUCUGGGAUAAAAUCAAGACUGUGGUGCAGAGUCUAAAAGACGACGACAUCUACGUGACAACGGAGCCGGAGCAGAUACUGAACUCCAGGGCAUUAAUGUUCCUCAAAGUUUACGACGGUUGGCCUCAGCCCAUCGGAUUUAGAUUAAGAUGGUCAAUAUACGGCUUCUUUUGGCAACAUCCGCUAAAGACAACGAUCACACUCGGCGCAUACACCGUCGGUUUGAUGCGCAAUGCCUAUCAAUCCAACUCGCUUGUAUUGCGACAACAGUUGGACGGAGACACCAGCGAGAGAGAUAUUUUGGGAUUAGUCAUAGGAGAUUUGAAUCAUUACGGCGGAUGGUACUGUAAUCUAUGCCAGGCGCCCGCAAAUAUUAUUAUCGGUCUUCGCAAUAAAGUUCAAUCUAAGGAGAUUUAUAUCGAGAAGACUAUCGACGUGCCGUUUGUAGAGGACCUAAUAGGUAGUGGACUGUGGUUAGACGGUAAAACCAAUCUUCUGAGAGUCUCCAAGUCUAGGGAUUCCUACUUCGCGCCAGAAACGAUUCUCAAUAAUACGUGGAAGUACGACUGGUUGGUAGAGAAUUUUUACGCUAAAUUAGAUUAUUACUGACGUACUGGUCGCACCCGACUGUGAUAUUAACUCAUACUCAAUACUCAAUGUACACUA
Molecule: messenger RNA, 1459 nt
Organism: Trachymyrmex septentrionalis
Lineage: Eukaryota; Metazoa; Arthropoda; Insecta; Hymenoptera; Formicidae
Gene: Mgat3
Product: beta-1,4-mannosyl-glycoprotein 4-beta-N-acetylglucosaminyltransferase
Exons: 2
Coding region: 113-1402 (429 amino acids)
Biological process (GO): N-acetylglucosamine metabolic process; protein N-linked glycosylation
Cellular component (GO): membrane
Molecular function (GO): beta-1,4-mannosylglycoprotein 4-beta-N-acetylglucosaminyltransferase activity
Source: RefSeq, a predicted model, not a curated record